Messenger RNA from Bemisia tabaci, 10593 nucleotides. Lineage: Eukaryota; Metazoa; Arthropoda; Insecta; Hemiptera; Aleyrodidae. The record is from RefSeq and is a predicted model, not a curated record.
UGGACUGUGCAUGUGCAUGUGCAUAAUAUUUUCCUACACAACUGGCUACUAGCUCCGUCCCCUCCUUAUCUUUUUUUUAUGAGUAUUUUCAGCUUGACAACAGUAUUUCGGUCCAUGCCAAACAUCUAAAGUGCCUCAAGAAACCCCAACUCCAUGGGAAACAAUAAGUUGAUUUUCAGUCGAUUGGAAUGAGCUAUUCCAAUUCUUCUUGUACGACCAUUAUUCGCAUACUUGUCAGCAUUUCUCAGGAUACAAUCUUGCAUUCUUAUGACAAUGAAGUAUUGAAUACCUAGAUCACUCAAUGUUGAGACUGGUGCUUACUGGAGAGGUUUAUCCACUCAUCACUUUUAUGAUGAAUUUUCGUACUUUUUAAGUGGAAAGGCUUUGCAGUCAUCCCUAAGAAGAAAUAUCCUCUCAUGUUAUCUGUAGUAGUUUAAAGUAGCUGAAAGGCUGUGGUCCAAGAGUUCCUUUGAAGGAGAGAUUAUUCCAGGAUGGCGUAUAAUCAGGAAAAUAUUUACAUGCUCAGAUCAUGCAUUCAAUCAUUAGAAUCUACUGCAAUCAUGGAGAAGAAGAAAGGAGCCGAGGAGCUAAUGGAUCUUCUAAAAAAUUCUGCAUGUAUUAAGAUCAUCAACGAGCAACCAGAGAAUGGAUUAACAUGGUCUCACAUUUUUUCCACUUGUCACAAUGCCAUCAUGAGGGAACUGGAAAAACUUGGAGAUACCAUCAACAAAGGCAAAAGUCUUAGCGCAAUCCAACAUGCCCGUGUCGCAUUAUAUGGGUCACUAAUAAGUGAAAUUCCGCGAUUGGCUAAUGAAGGAACUCUAAAAUGCAGCGAUUUGAUUUCAUCGUUUCUACACGUUCACUCAGUGAAGAAACGUUGGUUUCUUAAUGACUACGCCAAUAUUAUUUUGGAACAUGUUUUGCCGCAAUCAAGGUUCUGGGCAGAGAUCGAUGUCCAGACAUGGAAUGAUUUACUGAAAGCGUUCCAAAAACUAUACGGAGACCCUAAUAUGAAGAAAGUCAAUGUUUUACUUGCCAUAGAAAGGAUUGUAAAACACGGCUGUCAGCAUUCCCAGUUUCUACUGACUAUAAAAAAUGACAUUUUUAAGUAUUUAGAGGAGAUUGUUCAAAAAGAGGAAUAUAAUCGUGCAUAUCUAGCUGACACUACUCUGCAGGUGGCAUAUUUGGAGCUGUGUUCAACCGUUUGUUCUGUGCUUGGAGGUGAAGUUCGUGCCUCUAUGUGCAAGUUUGGCGAAACCAUAAUGCCGUCUCUACUUCAGGUUUAUGAGGCAAAGAAUCAAACUGGCUCGCUUAAAAAAAGUGCGCUCUUCAGAAUUCUUCUUCUUCUUGUCAAAUGUCAUCACCCAGGUGGAGCAAGUAAUAGUCCAGGUGCCUAUGCUUCUAACUGGGAUGAAUGGCGCAAGCAGCUGUUCAAACUUUGGAGUGUCAUCGAUUUAGAAGUGACGAACGUUCAAAGAAAUUCAUUUUUUUAUAAGUCUAAGAGUUUUACCCACCGUGAACCAUUCAUUUCAUUGGCUGCUGAGUUGGGGAAACAGAUUGUAGUUUUGGACUCAAAUUUUGUCGAUGUAACCAUAGCUCCUUGUCUAGACGAUACCAUCUUUGCUGAUGGUGCUCCCUCCUCCAAAAAGAGGAGAAUUGAGACUGGUUUAUCAUCUAUAAUGACCAAGUUGCGUUUGCAGACGAAUCCUUUAGAUAUUGGGCCAUGGCUUGUAAUAUUAACGGAGUUAAUCUCAAAGCACCCAGCAGUCAUCAAAAGUUCUGAGUUUGUACCGUUAAUGCGGUUGAUGAAUGAUCUACUCGGUUCGUGUAACAAAGAGUCGCCAGUCAUGGAUGACCUGUGUCAUUGUUGUGCAACCAUUCUGUCUGCUCAAAAAUUCAUCACUCUGAAUUUAGUCGAUCAUGAUGAUGCAAUUAACCAAAUUAAAGCCAUCUGGGAGACAGCUUUGCGGACAGCUGGUCUGAACUUAUGUGAAGAGGGCAGUCAUUAUUUGUUACGAUCACUCCUGAUGAGCCAUUAUGAUGAGCCAAAAGCUGCAUCUUUACUGAAAAUGUUUGUAACGGGAACCAUCAAUCUCAGCACCAAUACUGUACUAACCCUUGAUAGACUGAUUUCUCUAAUGACGUCACUUGAAUCAUCUAUUCGUGAAACUUUGAUGAAAAAUCUUAUGCUUCAGCUGUCUCAAUUUCAAACGCAGUUCUUAAUCGAACCAGACCUUCUUGCUAAAGUGUUCAUCAAACUUAUCACACGCUCUGAUUUACCUGAGUCCACCAAAGUUGAAACUAAAAUGCUCCAAAUGGAAUCUGUAUAUCUAUCUACAGCGUUUCAAUCGGGAUUAUUCAUUGGCAAGCAUCAAGAAGUGACCGAAAGUUUUACUAAAUUGGAAACCAAAAGUGUGGACUACAAACUAGCUCGACUCUUUUCUGUAACAAUUAAAGAUUUGAAAUUUCCUAUUUUUGAGCUUGAGCAGUCAGAAGUAAAGAGUCAAAUUUCUCUUUUGAGAGGACUUGUCAUAUUGCAUCAUGGCGUGGCACAUUAUGAAAGCCUGUUUGAAAAUCAUUUUCUUGACGACAGCGCUGGUAUCCUCGAGACAACUCUUCUAAGAUUUAAUCAAAAGCUAGUCGUUUAUUUAAAAAGUGCAGACACAAGAAAUAAUUAUAUCACAGAAUUAAAUAAUGCAAUUAAGCUGUAUGAAAAUUUUCAUAAAAGAAAACUAAAAAUUUCAAGUGGCCUUUUUGAUGAUGAGUCCAGUGAUGGACUUGUCGAAGCAAUUAAAAAGUUCCUAAAGUUAAAGACUGUCACUCACAUUGCUGAUGAUGCAUUUGGAAUGUGCUCUAAUGGCAUAGCUAAAAAAGCUCAAGAGAAGGCAGAGUCUUUUCUUAGUCCAAGUCUUUUAUCAGAGGAGGAGCUUUUGAAACUACUAGCUGUCAAACUUAUGUUAUUUUUCGUCUGCUCAACAGAGCAAGUUCUGUGCCCACAACAAGAAGGACUAAUAUCUGAUCUGCUCAAAAUUAUAGACGAGAAGAUGGAGAAAAAAAGUUUUGUUAACCUUCAAGUGUCUAUCUUAGCUUUAGAAAGCAUCAACAAGAUACCAAGUUUAACAGAUGAACAGAUUGAUAAAGUCUUCAACAUAAGCAAGAAUGUAUGCCAGGUCUGGCGGACAAACGGCGAAGUGAUCAGCAGAAUAUUGCAAGCUUUGACAGGCAUGGCGAAGAUUAUUUUUUCCUCUAACGAAGACUUUAGGCGCAUGUAUUUCAUAUUACUUUCAGGUUGUGACACUUUUAUACAGAAAAAUAUUUUUGGUCCUUCAGUUAAUGUUGACCUGGUCAAUUGUAUCAUCCGAACGCUUGAAGUUGAUGAAGUGAAUUGUUGGAAGGCAAAGCUUGUUGUAGAUGAUUGUAAUGUUCCAGCACCAAUUCGCAUUUUGUCAUUUUUAAAAAGCCCCUAUCACCAAAGUCGCCUUUUGGCUGCAAAGUACGUCCCUACAAUAUUUGGUCCUCAUGGAGAUUCUGAACUUGCUUUCAAAAUUCUGAAAGACAUCAUUGAAGUUAUCUACAUCACUCCAGGCAAUCUGAGUCCAGAACAAACCAUGGACGAGGGAGCAAAUAGAACUUCAAUUCUUCUGCACACACUGGCAUCUGUAAUUUGCUGCUCGGAAACGCAUCGGAAAAAAGCUCUCUUGGAGUUACUGAAAGUUACAGUGCUGAAGCAAAUCAAUGUGGGCUUAGUAGAGUCUGUUUUGAAGUUGAUCGUGAAGUUCCUCAAUACUAAUGUUGAAGCCUUCUUAUCAGACCACUUCUACUAUCUGAUAUGGAAUUGGCAUCAUAGAUUCAAGUCCAUAGACAAUUUCCCUCACAGAUUCCUUGCCUGCAGCUCCUUGCAGCAAAUGUACUCCAAAUAUGAAACAGAUCUUGUAUGUUUGUUGUUCUUGAGUAACGAUGAUGAUGCCUUGAAAAUUAUGGCAACCAAAUUAGACACAUCAGUAAAAGCUUUACUAGAAAGGAGUUUUGCAAAACUUAUGGCAAUAUUGCUUCCAUUGGUCAUGGACAAAAACCUCCUCCAAAGCUCAAUCAGAUCGGAGGAAGUAUUAAAUAAAUUGAAAAUUCAUUUUAAGGUGGAUUACCGAGAUUUUGAAGCAUUAAUGUGUAAAAGUAUUCCUAGCAUUAUCUUAAAGUUCAUUCAUAUCCUUGGGCCCAAUUCGACAGCCUUGCCCCCAAUGUACAAGUUUACAACAGCAAAAAAUUUUUUCAGCUAUCUUCAAGGCUCAAGUGAUUCACCAGACAUUCCUUUGAUUUGCUACUUGUGUUGUGAGUCUCCUCAGGACAUUCAGAGACUUCUUUUGGCCUUGACUUUAGACAUACGCAGAACUUCAACCAAAGAGCUAAGAAUUUUGGCAAUGGAGCAAUUUCGAGUUGUCUGCGAAAUUUUGGGUGAAAAUUCACAGCACGUCGGAAAAAUGAGAAACUAUAUUAUAAAAUAUGUCAUUAGUAUUUUAUUUCAUUUCAUCAGAGAGUCCGAUGAAAUAAGGCUGAUAAGUCUCACCACUUUGAGUAGUUUUGUCCGAUCUAUUUUACCUCAUGGUGGGAAAGUGGUCUCUGUAAUUCUACCGCUUAUAAUAACCACAUUGGUUCCACUAGCACAAGAAGUAUCUAAAACAGCUGAUGCAGCUCAGAAUCUGCUGGAAUAUUUGAUUUUAACCUCUGCAGAGAUUUUAGAAGAUGGAAUAGCGAACCUGGACCCAUUUCCUCCCAAAGGAAAGUUUAGUCUCAUGAACCAGAAAUAUGAGGAGAUCUGUUAUCGUUUGUCACCCAUGAAGACUUUAGAAAAUGAAAUCAAACAUUUUCUGCAAGCAGGAUCGAUCUGUAAAGUUGAUGCUAGUACACGUAUUCAAGGUCUGAAAUAUCUUAACUCCCUGCUGGCGAACAAAAAGGAAGAGUUGGCAGGAUUAUACGCAGAUCUUGAUCUUGUCAGAGGGUUCUCAGAAGAUUGCGCAGAAAGCAUUUUACACCGACUGAUUUACAUGCUAGUCCAGUUGGCAUCAUCUCCCAAUGUUGAGGUCAAAUUAGAAGCAUCAAAAUGUCUUGGUGAGCUUGGAGCCACGGACCUGAGAACACUGAUUCUCCAUCCUGAAACCUCCAAGGAUGGUCAAACAAAUCACUCAGCCGAACACUUGUUUCUUGUCAAAUCGCUUCAACUUUUAACCAACAAUCUUACAAACAAAAACAUACACCUGAUAGAAGUUGCUAGUAAAUCCCUGUACCUUAUCUUUGCUACAUGUAUAGAAGAAUCUUUUAUUAGCAGGCAACUUAGCGUUGAGGAUAAAGAGUUCAUCUAUCCUUUUAUUUCUGCUGGCAGCUCACAAGGGAAAAAAAAUUCAAAGGAUCUGUUGAGCUCGUUUGACGUCGAGCAGUUUCAAUUGAACUUUUCACCUUUAGAAUCUAGCCUCACCAUUCGAGAUGAUAUAGACUUUGAAGAGUGGCUCACGCAAUUGCUUUUGUCUAUUUUUGAUGCUCUUGCUGACAAAGAGUGUUUUCUGUAUUCGCUGAAAGCUGUUUGUGUUGCAAAACCGGGCAUUGGAGAGGAGCUACUACCAUAUAUUUGUUAUUUAUUACUGUCCAACAGCAUUAAACCAUUCCAUACGGUCUUUAGUCGUUAUCUGAAACAUUUUUUCAAGGCUUUGUCUACAGCCGUAAAUGCUACAAUUCCUGGCAAAUUUAUAUUUCUGAAUCACAAAGCCGUUCAGUUGCUGUUGAAUGUUGUGUUGUUCAUACGGUUAAAACAGAAGAGGCCAGAUCUGGAUGUUCUUAACCUCAACUAUUUGCAUGUGGCACAAGGGGCGCAACAUUGCUCAGAGCACUUCUCAACAGUUUUCUACGCUGAGAUUUGGUGGAAUCAAUUGAUAAUGGAUAAUGAUUGGCCUUCACCCUGGGGACUGAAUAUGACUGCUGUUGAUUAUAUCUGUGAGCAAACACCGGAAGAUGGCAAAGUCUUGCAGAACUUACUGCGGCAGGCGUAUACCAGUCUUGGAGACAUUGAUGCCGUAAAAGGUUGUGGCAGUUAUCAUUUGUUGGAUGUGGAUUCUCAUGUUGAAUACUAUCGGCAGACAAGUCAGUGGCAGAAAGUGCUUGAGGAGCAGGAUCUUCAACUAUCAAACUCUGGAAGAACACAUAUUCAUUCAGAUAUUAUGAAUUCAAUGAAGAACUGCGGCCUCUACAGUUUGGCAGACCAAUUAAUGAAAUCUGACGAAAGUGAGUCCAUAUCGGACUUGCAGUAUGAUAUUAGCUGGCGCCUAUCCAACUGGUCCCUCAGUAUGAAUGGAAAUUGCAGUACGUAUGAAAAAUGGCACUAUGCAGCUUUAAAAUCACUCCAUGUUUCGGACGUAGAGAGUAUGAAACUUAAUCUCAAGGAGGCAAGACUCAGUGUUCUGGAAUCUCUGUCAUCGGCCAGCCUGCAAUCCACGAAGAACAUCUACCCAUUUUUAUCAAAACUUCAGUGUCUCCAGGAAAUUGAAGAUGUUAAUGAAGUCCCCAUUUUGAGCUCUGGAAACAAUAUUGACUUCCUGUACAAGUGGAGAGCUCAGACACUGUCUAAUGGUCACAAGUCCAUUGAAUUUGAGUACCUGGAGCCCCUCUUGAGUCAGCGUGCAGUGAUACUAUCAAUGAAAAAGUUAGAUGAAUUUCCACAGAUGUGUAUGGAAAUAGUAAAAACAGCUCAUUUGGAAGGGCACAACCAUGUUGCAAGAAGACAUCUCAAAAUGGUUGCCAGAUGCCCUGAUCUCAGUGAAGAUCUGCAACAGAAGUUGCGUCUUGAAGAAGCCCAGUUGUUCUGGUCUGAAGGCAAUGUUUUUAUGGCAAGAACUUUGAUGAGAUCUUUAUUGAAGGAACUAGAAACUCAAAGUGUCAUGACUAGCUUCAAAUCAGAGGUGUUCAGAAUCUAUGGUGGUUGGAUGGCCGAUACAAACUCAGACAGUGCCCAAAAUAUAAUUGACAAAUAUCUACUGCCGGCAACAAAAGUAUCCUCAUCAAGCAGUGAUAUGAAGAAUACAAAACUUGCCGCCUAUGAUCGCCUUGCCCGGUAUGCUGACUCACAGUAUCAAAAUAUUCAGCGGUAUAUCAAAUCGGACACUUUUCAAAAUAAGAAAGCGGGUGUUGAAUGGCAAGAUGAGGUAGCUGGUAAAUUCAGGAAAGCAGGAACCACGACAACAGAUGUCAGACGUGCUGUGCUUUUACACUCAAAACAGAGUAUCAACGAUAGUACAGAAAUUAGAAACACCUACAAGGACCAGGAAAGAAGUUUACUCCUAGCCAUGCAAUGUUACAUCAGAAGUUUAGCUGAUGGAGACAGUGAAGACAUGAGAGUGUUUCGUGUUGUUGGUCUAUGGCUAGAAAACACGACCAGUAAAGAUUUGAUGGAUUUUUUGGUGAAAGCUUUAAAAUCUAUCCCAACCUACAAGUUUAUCCCUGUUCUGCCUCAGUUAAUUGCACGGCUGACUGAUAAAUUGGAUUCAAUCUUUGCUCAAACUCUUUUUACUCUAAUAGAAAAAUGCGCUGCUGAACACCCUCAUCACACAUUACCCCUGAUUUAUGCCCUUGCAAAUAGCUAUAAAGAUCGCGAAACGGAGCCAACCCCCACAGCUCGAGUCCUGGGUGCUAGGGCAUUGAUCACCAAACUUCGUGAACGAGCAACUCUUUCCUCGAUGCUCAAAGACAUGGACAUGGUAUGCGAUGCGUACAUUUCCCUGGCUAACCUUCCUAUUGAAGCCAAAAGCCGAUCAACCUCAUUCACAAUCCCGAAAACUGAAACCAUCACAAAAUUGAGGGACAUUUCCACAGUUUUGUGCCCAACUGUCUCGCUACCUAUUGACAAGAAAGGAAACUACUCAAAUAUAGUGGGCAUCAAGUCAGUAGAGAAUUCAUACUCCACCCCAGGAGGCGUCAAUGCCCCAAAGAAAGUUAUAUGCCUUGGCACAGACGGGAUGAAGUAUACUCAACUGGUCAAAGGUCAAGAUGACCUGCGGCAGGAUGCUGUCAUGCAACAGGUCUUUUCAAUUCUGAAUAAACUGCUCUGUGAAGACAAAGACACAGCAAAAAGGAAGCUGUUGAUUCGCACUUAUAAAAUAGUUCCUAUGUCGCAACGUAGCGGUGUUUUAGAGUGGUGCAUGAAUACACAGCCUCUUAGCAUGUACUUAGUGGGAGCCAAUCAACGCAGUGGAGCUCAUGUUAAAUACAGGCCCAAGGACAAGCCUUGUUCCGAGUGUCGUUCUGAAAUCGAUAAGGCUGCGCUGCAAAAGGCCAGCAACCAAGAGAAACUCAACAUUUUCAACAAAAUUUGCAAAGAACUGCAGCCUGUGUUCCGUUACUUCUUCUUUGAAUAUUUUCCAUCUCCCGGCAUAUGGUUCGAGCGCAGAAUUGCAUACAUUCAUAGUGUAGCCUCCUCCUCAAUGGUCGGAUAUAUUCUUGGCCUUGGAGACAGACAUGUAGUGAAUAUACUUAUCGAUAACUCCACAGCCGAAGUCAUCCACAUUGAUUUUGGCAUUGCGUUCGAACAAGGACUCACACUGCCAUGUCCUGAAACUGUUCCAUUCCGACUGACCAGAGAUAUUGAGGAUGGUAUGGGCAUUUGUGGCGUUGAAGGUGUCUUCAGAACUUGCUGCGAGAAAACCAUGUCAGUUCUGCGCUCCAACCAGGAAAUCAUUUUAACAACUCUGGAGGUUUUGCUAUAUGAUCCUUUGUAUUCUUGGGCCAUGACACCUGAGGAAGCAGCGAAUUUCCAAAUGAACAAAAAGCGAUCAAAUACAGUGGACAACAGUCCUACAUCACAAACAGAAGUUAAUAAAACAGCAGAAAGAGCUCUUGCCCGCUUGCGCCUUAAACUUCAAGGAAUGGAAGAAGAGGGCAUUGCAACCAGUAUUGAAGGCCAGGUCAACCGUUUGAUUCAACAAGCCAAGGAUCCUGCAAAUUUAUGCAAACUUUUCCAUGGUUGGCAGGCAUAUCUGUAGGCUGUGAUUAAUAAAGACAUAAAAGCUCGAAGAAUCUCAGGACCCUCUCAAAAAUCUGACUUUGAUUGGCCUGACCAGGAAAUAAGUAAGUCCUCAAGGUCCACAAGGUUGGUUCUAAAAUUUGAUGCCUAAUGAAAAGGAAAAUAAAAAGUUCAUGAAGUUAACAUUGCUAAUAUUUAGAUUUUACUACCAUUUUUAAUCAAGCAGGCUUUUUUCUCCCAAUCCAAUCUCCUGAUUUUGUCUUCUCCACUCCUGCAGCUUGAUUUAUUAAACUUGGGAUUUUUCUAUUAGACUUAACAAGACUAAAGUGUAAAAUGGUGUUAUGUGAUUGGUCGAUUAAGGGGCGGUAAUUCAAGGAAUUCACUAGGAUUAAGCAAUUUUCUAUGAAACUGCCGAUCUGAUGAAGUCCUUGUGAUUUCCUCAUCACUUGUAGAAUUUUAACUUGAGCCGUUGAAGCAGUCUUAAUGAUACUUUUUGAGAUUGAAUUGUGAUUGUAAAUUAUUUAUUUCUCUCAGGAUGUUUUUACAUAACUAUUUUUUAGGAGUAUUAAUUUAUUUAAAUCGAACUGCGCAUAAUUAUUUUGCGAUUUGCCCAGGAAAAUGGAACACUGUUUAUUGUGGAUAAAACCUAGAGUUCAAAGAAUCCCAGCAGUAUAUCCAAGAGCAAAAAUUAAGCACUCGGAAUGUUUGUCUUACGGCCAAGCUGCCGUGAUGUACACCCGAAUUUGUUACCCGAAGUACUCACCGAUCUUUUUCUAUACUCAUCACCUUUUUAACUUUCAGUACAAAUUAUACCGGUUUAGUUUGUCCGCUGUGAAGAGCGAUUUUUAUUUUUUCAUUUUUUCCUCUGUACCUUUUUUCAUUCCUUCUUUUUAGUUUAGUUUAGAGCCAAUUUUUUUUCCUGCAUUGUUAGUUCCUUCUUAAUUUUUUUUUAAGUUUAAAUUUUGCUUGCUUCUUUGUUUGUAUUUCUUAUGCUAAAGUGUUGAACUAAUUGAAAAAAUAUUCUUCCAUCACAAUCAUCGCUUUUAGCAGGUUCUGUUUGUUCAGCACUCAAAAGUAGACCUAAGUUUUCUUUUUUUUUCUUCACUUUUUUUUAACUUCGUCGGGUCUUACAUGUAAGUGCCAUAUUUUUUUUUUUUUUUUUAACCCCAACUGUUAAUAGGUCUUUAAUUUUGUGUCUUGUUCACAUGGUGCAUCUAACGGGUAGAAUUCAUUGUUUCACUAUAUGGCCUAAAAAUAUUGUUUUGUAUUUUUCUAAAGAAUCCUGCGCUGUUCAAGUAUGUUCUUAUAGUGUAACCUCGCCCGAACCUUCCGAUACGAGAGGAUAUUGCAGGUCUUAGACAUGAUUGGGGGUCAGGUGGGAAUUGAAAAUUUCAGUAGGCUCUUUUCUAGAUUUUGUUGUUUUAAUUUCUCUCUGAUAAUCCUAUUAUGAAUACUUGAAAUUGACCUUCCUAAAAUUUAAUUCUUAGUGUGAAAGAAUAAGAAUCUCCAGGUUACUACUCGUAAUUAUACUCAUUUGAUUUUUAUACCGUUGAAUUUAUUUUUUAAUAAAUCAUGUUAUUUACUUUUUUAAAAAA